Molecule: messenger RNA, 2384 nt
Organism: Pecten maximus
Lineage: Eukaryota; Metazoa; Mollusca; Bivalvia; Pectinida; Pectinidae
Product: indoleamine 2,3-dioxygenase 1-like
Exons: 15
Coding region: 94-1296 (400 amino acids)
Biological process (GO): 'de novo' NAD+ biosynthetic process from L-tryptophan
Cellular component (GO): cytoplasm
Molecular function (GO): heme binding; indoleamine 2,3-dioxygenase activity; L-tryptophan 2,3-dioxygenase activity
Source: RefSeq, a predicted model, not a curated record
UCCGGGAAAUGAGUUACGUGUGUCCAAAAAUAAAUGACGUUACUUAUAAAAGAGCACACCAGGUAGAUUUAUUUAUUCUGCGGGUGUGACAUCAUGGCUGAAGUUAUGACAAAUCUUUCACUGAAGCAGAUUGAAGAGAAGUUUCUGGUUUCUACGAAGACAGGCUUUCUUAUUGAUUGUUCUAUGGUAAAAUUUCCCGAGUGCUGGAGCCCAUUCGAGGAAAUAGCUGCACAUUUGAAACAGUAUGUGGAGGAAAAGAGCAUACGGAGAAAGAUUGAGGAGUUAAACGGCCACCUCUGCAUCCCAGAAGACAAGUUGCAACAACUAUGUCUGCACAAAAUUUUGACAUUCUUAACCUCUGGAUAUGUUUGGCAGGAUGGCGAAAACGACGUACCAAAGAGACUUCCCAGAUGUGUGGCAGUCCCGUUGACACGUGUGUCAGAUGCUCUGGGGAUGAAGCCAAUUUUAAGCUACCCUAGCAUGAUAUUGGCCAAUUGGCAGAAGAAAGAUAUGAAUGGGCCAUUUGACUUCUCGAAUCUGAAUGCCAUGUAUCAGACCCCAGGAGGUAAUGGUGCUGAAUGGUUCAUCCUCACCCAUGUCAUCAUAGAACAGAGGUUCGCACCAGCCAUAAAGGCUGUUAUUGACGCCAUGAAGUAUUCGACAGAAGGUCAAGCGGAUGACGCAGCACUAGUCACAGCCUUGAACGUCAUUCCAAAUGUGCUGUCAGAAAUGUGUGAAACAUUCAAGAAAAUCAAUGGAGGUGUGGAACCAGCACAUUUCUACGAUAACCUGCGGAUAUUUUACACAGGCUGGGGUGGUGGUAAGGAACCGCUACCUGAAGGUCUCAUUUAUGAAGGCGUAUAUGAGGACGUACCAAAACCGAUGAAGGGAGGGAGUGCUGCCCAAAGCACUACCCUGCAGGUACUGGAUGCAGCACUAGGCAUCGAGCAUGAAGGAGAGGAAAAGGAGUUCCUUGACGAAGUGAGAGACUACAUGCUAAAAGAACACAGCGACUUCUGCAAAUAUAUGCGGAAUGAAAGCAGCGUAAGAAACUAUGUGGAGCAUUGUGAAAAUCUGGAUGUAAAAAUGGCCUAUAAUAAAUGUAUCAACGCGAUCCAGAGCUUCCGGAAACUUCACAUACACAAGGUCGUUCAGUACGUAACGACACCUUCAAGGAGAGAAAAUAGGAAUAUGCAGGUGGAAGCAAUCCGAGAAACCGGAACAGGCAGCACCCCGUAUCUCCAAUUCCUGAACCAAAUAAACAAGGACACUGACGCGUGCAUACUGCCAGAAUGAACUAACGGAUGCAGUUCCUGUCACAUAACAUCGGUGUAAAUUACUACGGACUGGUUGAAUACUGACCAUGCUAUAAUGUGCUUUAUAUGUAUAUGCAGAAACAUGAAAUAUUGAGCCAACAUAUUAGAAUGAACUGGAGACAAAACAUUGGACUGUAUAAUCUAAAAUUCGGUGCAUUCAUUCGUUCAAUCUCAUCGUUUUCCUUCAAUCUAUUUUGAAUUGAUGAAUUAUAAUGUUGUAUUUUGAAGGAUUGUAACUCAGCAGUGCUUGCAAAGACUUUCUAAUGGAUCCUAGAUUUUUAUUUGCUUUAACAGCAGUAGGUUAAGAUGAUGACUUUAACUGAUUACUAAACAAGUAUAAACAUUAUUUGAAUGUUGUUCAUUAAAGGAUUUUAGCGUAUGUUAUGUUUGGGGCAGUUUAAACUUAGUCAUAUAUUUUUGGUUAGACCAGUUACAUGAUUUAAAUGAUUCUAUUAAUAUGUUGUUGAUCCGAAGGUUACAGAUUUGUAUUUCCUGACGAAGUUGUACUGUUAUGAAUAUUUAUAAUAUGUGUACAAUUCACAUCAGUUUAUGUAUAUGCAUUGUAAUUAAGAUGUUCUUAUCAUCUAAUAGACGACUUGUCACUAUGAUCAUGUCAGAGUAUUAGGCCGACCAUCACUGCACCAAUGUGAAAUGUUCUUUUUUAUAUAAAGCUGUGGUAUGUAUACAUAAAACGACUGGAUGGUCCCGAGAAUAAACUUUUCUGUAUUGUCAUUUUUACCUCACUGAUUAAAUAUAUAUAUUAUAUAUUUUAUGUAACAUAGUAAAAACACAACACCCUAUACCGCUGUGCCAUAUCCACAUAACUAAAAUGAAUAAAUUCUAAAAGAAAAAAACCCCAAAAAACUCUGACAUGAUCAUAUUAAAAAGUCGCCUACUAGAAUAUAUGAAUGCCUGGAUCACAGUGUUUAUACGUACAGGGAUGUAAAAUUGUACAAAUAUAAAUAUUCAUUACAUUACAACUAUGACAAGAAAUUCAAAGCUUUACCUCUAAAUAUAUGUUGUUUUAAAAUGCUAUUCCAAUAUAUCUUUAUGAUUAAAUGUAUCUUC